CGCAGAGUAAGUGGUUUCCGAGUUUAUCGCGAUGGCUGUCUUGCUCGUUCCUUCACUGCUUCUGCUCCUCAGCGCCUCCGCUGUUCACGGGAGGGAGUCGUCGGAUAACACGGAAGCUUUGAAACAGGCAUUGGCAACGAUGAGACACCCUGUCGCCUACUUCACCUCGGUCGACGAUCCCAGCGAGCGGUGCCUGAGAGCCGAUCUUCCAGUGUUAGAGGACCGCCGAGCCGUCUACGUUUAUCAUUUCCAGAGCCAAGAUGGCCAAUCCGGUGGGUAUACACGUGACUACUGCAUCAAUAUCACUGUAGACGAAUCUGGAAAAUUCCCCUUCGGUCCCUGUGACGGCAGCGAGGAGCCUGGCAUGGCUCAGAUGCUUUUUUUUGAUGGCCACAGCUGUUAUGGUGGUAUAUUUCCACUUUUCGGCACCUACCAAUGCAUGCUGUGGGUGAAAUACGAGUACAAGGAUUCCGUGUCCGACGAUUGCCUGCAACGCUAUCACCAGCAAUGCGGGUCAAAGAAGUACAAACUUUACGACAGCGAGCAAUGCGACUAACGCUGUUCGACAGUUCGUGCUCCGACUGCUUUGCGUAUGUCGCACAAGCACCUGC
Molecule: messenger RNA, 611 nt
Organism: Dermacentor andersoni
Lineage: Eukaryota; Metazoa; Arthropoda; Arachnida; Ixodida; Ixodidae
Source: RefSeq, a predicted model, not a curated record